This is a messenger RNA of Alosa alosa (allis shad), 6604 nucleotides long. Its product is annotated as trichohyalin. Lineage: Eukaryota; Metazoa; Chordata; Actinopteri; Clupeiformes; Clupeidae. The transcript has 42 exons. Gene Ontology annotation, biological process: spermatogenesis. The record is from RefSeq and is a predicted model, not a curated record. Bases 468 to 5945 code for a protein of 1825 amino acids.
GAUGGAGGUCUCGAGGCGGGUAUUAGGAAUUGUCCAAGUGUCGCGCUGAAGCUGUAUUAGUAACUUGUGCUUUCCACAAAGAGUAUAGUUACUUCCAUACUCUUUGCUUUCCAUCCAAGUGCGGUUAAGAUGCGAGGCAUUCAUGUGAUAACAUGAAAAAGGCAAUAUCAGUACAAGACCGUCAAAGAAACUACACGCGGUUACGGAUGAAAUCUUAAGCAGAUGCCUUGUAACAGGUGUCCUCUGUCUGCGCUUCUGGAAUGUUCCAGGUUGGAAUAGUGUUUGGUCUUUAACACUGUUUACUCCCGGGUUUUGAGGAGUGGCUGGUGUGGGAGGUAUUCACGCGGAGCAGCUCUGCCUUUUCUCCAAUGACUGUCAGAGGAGCGAGCGUGCGUGCGUGAGGCUGACGACAGUGAAAACACUCAGCAAGCCUGUGCGGAGUGUGUGUAGAUCAUCGAGUGACGGACAUGGAGGCACCUCAGCUGUCUUUACUUCAGCAGCUCAGAGAGAUGUCUCUGUCUCAUCGGGAGACCCAAGCCAAAAUGGAGGAGAGGGAGGCUCAGCUCCAGGAGUUGCAGGACACUAUCACAGAGUUGCACCAGGACAUCUCGCAGAAGGACCAUGACAAGCUGUGGCAGCUACAGCAGCUUCACCACCUUGAGAGCCGGGUGAAGGAACUCACUGAGGAGGUCCAAAAUUCAGAGGAGACAAUAGCCCAGCUCAAGCAGGAGAUGUCUGUGAGAACGCCAAGCAGCCUGACUCGGGAAGUGUCCACUGAUGCCUCUGGACCAAGUGGAACAGAGCUGCUGAAAGCUGAGUUGUCAUCUCGGGACGCCACCAUCGAGAGGCUUCGGCGGGAUCUGCUGCUGUCUCACCAGGCCCGCGACACCCAGUGCGCUCAGCUGGACGUCCAGGAGCAGAGGGUCUGCGAGCUGCUGCGCGAGCUGCAGGAGCGCCAGCUGGAGCUGCAGCGGGGACACGGCCGCCUCCAGCAGCUGCACAGGGAGCGCGCCGCACAGGAGAGCCAGGCCGAGCAGCUCCGCGCUCAGCUCUCCGAGGUCAGAGGGCGUCUCUCACUGGUGGAGGUCGAGAAUGAGGCUCUCCUGGGAUUCAAACGGGAGCAAGGGGCCGAGGUGGAGAGGCUCAGUGCAGAGCUUAGCUCCAUGCGAGCAGCUCAGGAGUUGGAGCGUGCCGAGACCGCUGAAGCCCAGAGGAGGUGUGGAGAGCUGCAGGCCAAGCUAGACCUCACCUGCACGCAGCUCCAAGAGAGCCAACGCACCACUCAGGAGGCUGCCAGGAAGGCGCAGGAGGACAGCCAGGAGCUGCAGUGGGAGCUGAAGAGCCUCAAGUCUCAGCUGGACUCUGUCAAUCAGCAGCUGCAGGACAAGUCUUCAGAGCUGCGGAGCGUCCAGAAGACAUGGGAGGAACUGCGGAACAGAGAGCACGAGUGGGAGAGCGAGAGGGACGCCCUGCAAGCCCGACUCCACCAGACCCGAGAGGAGCUCCACAGCGCCACUCGCAGGCAGCAGCAAGAGAAAGACACCCAGAUUGAGGAGCUUCAGCGCCAAGUCGACCGGACACUGGCACAACUGGAGCAGGAGAGGGAGGACUGGACUACGGAGGAGGUGAGAAGGUCACGAGAGGAGCAACUUCAGCUGGUGGAAAAGGUGAGGCAAGGUGAACGUCGUGUGGAGGAGCUGCAGGUAACCUUGGAGCAGGCAGAGCAGGAGCAGCACACCUGGCGUCAGCAGCAGGAGCGCGAGCUGCGGGAGUGGAGGGAGGGCUUUAGGACCGCCUCGGAGGCGCUGCGGCUGAGGGAGGUUGAUGUGGAGGAGGCCAGACGCGACCGAGACGCAUCCCUCAAGAGCCUCCGUCUGCUGGAGGAGCAGAGAUACAGCCUCGGCCUACACACACACAGCCUGCAGGAUAGCCUGCAGCAGCUGCAGACACAGCUUGCUCUGCGGGAGGAAAAGAUGGUUGCUGCGGUCCAGGAGGCCAGCGUCCUCCGAGAGAAACUGGAGAGCCAAGAGGAGAAGGUCACAGCUGUACUCCAGCAGCUGCAGGCCUCCCAGGAUGCAUUGCAGAGUCUGGGCACAGAGCUGAAGUCCUGCAGGAAGGAACUAAAGGACCAGGAGGCCCAGCGUGCAGAGCAGGAGAGCAGAUCCACCCAGCUCAAGGCUGACCUGCUCCAGCUGCAACAGCAGUACUCCUCCUGCUAUUCUCAGCUGGUGCAGGAGGAGAGGCAGGUGUCUCGUCUGAAGUUGGAGCUCCAGGCUGCGGAGGAGCAAAGGGUCAGGCUGUCGGCCCAGGAGUCUGACCUGAGUUCUGAGAACCAGCGUCUGCAGGGCGAGCUCAGCCUGCUCAGCCACAGGCACAGCAGCGCACAGCAGGAGGUUGCUGGUAGGGAUGACGCCGUGCUGAGACUGACUGCUGAACGGACCGCAGCACAGGAGCGCCUCAAGUCCACUCAGCAGGAGCUGUUGCAGCGGGUGGAGGAGGUGCAGAGUGUGAGGGAGGAGCUGAGGAGGGCCCAGGAGGAGCGGAGCCAGAGGGAAGAGGUGCUGCAGAGUCAGCAACUCAAAGUCCAGCAACUGCAGCAGGAGAGAGAAGACCUACUCACAGAGGGUGCGAGCCAGCAGGAGGCGCUGUGUGAGCUGCGUCAGCGGCAGGCAGAGGCGCAGGCCCAGCGGGAGCGGGAGCAGCAGGAGGCCCACAUGCGCCUGCAGCAGCAGCGCGCCGCCACCGAGCGACUCCGGGAGGACCUGGAGACAGCGCAGGGACAGCUCCGGGACGCCGAGGAACAGAGCGCGCAGAGGGAGGCCCAACUGCGCUCCCAUGAUGCCGAGCUGGCGCGGCUGAGGGCAGGCCUGCUGGAGGCCCAGAGCGCUGCGACCGAGGCGGAGGUCAGACUGCAGCCGCUCUCCCACUCCCUGGAGCUCCACCAGCACAAGUACCAGGCCUGUCUGGGCAAGAUCGCCCAGCUGGAGAGCAGCCUGCAGGCCAGGGAAGAGGACCUGAAGGAGGCCAGGGCACAGAUCGGUGAGCGUGACGAGGAGGUGCUGCGUCUGCGUGCCCAGGCGGUGGCACUGCAGGGCGACCUGAAGGCCCAGAGCACCCAGUUGGAGAGCGGCGACGACGCACUGAGCGCGCUCAGCCAGAGCCUGCACCACACUCAGCAGCAGCUGCAGCACAGCCGGCAGCACGCGCACGAGUGCGAAAUGGUCAUCGGCACGCUCCGACACAGCGUCGCAGACCUGCGCAGACAGGCUGAAGAGCAAGAGGAGGCUGUGGUAAAAGUCCAGGCUGAUCUGUCGGUGUACAGAGCUACUCACACCCACCCCGACACGGACUACGACCAUCAGCUGAGCCGUGUACAGGAUCUGGAGCAGGCCCUCGCUCAGGCGAUAGAGAAGUGUGGCCAAGCGUCUCAGGAGCUGAGUGUGUACCAGGUGGAGAGGCAGCAGCUGAGGGACGAGGGCCAUAGACUGGCCCAGCUCAGAGACAACAGCACCGCAGAGGUGCUUCGUCUGCAGAAGCAGAUUGGCCAACUGCGAGAGGAGGUGCAGAGUGGUGAGCGUAGAAGGCAGGAGGAGGUGAGUGCGCUCCAGCAGAGAGCGGUCAGACUAGAGGAGCAGCUUCAGGCUGCACAGAAGGAGUGCACUCAGAAAGACCAGGCGGUGAAGAGGCGCGAGGCCCUGCUGCGGCAGUCGGAGGCCGACCUGCGUGAGGCGGGCGAGCGUCUGCGGGGGAAGGCCCAGGAAGCGGAGCGGCAUGCGGCCGGGGCCCAGGGCCUGGAGGCCAAGCUGCAGAGGGCGCGCCGCGACAGGAGGCAGCGGGAGAGCGAGUGCACCACGCUCAGGGCCGAGCUGCUGCAGCUCCGAGACGAGCUCAAGGAGAGCCACACCGGAACCAGAGACAUCGCCCAGGAGCUGGCGCGUGAGCAGGAGAAGGCUGUGCUACUGGAGGGUGGUCAGCAGCGUGCCCAGGAGCAGCUGGCGGAGCGGGUGGCCGAGCUGGUGCGGGCCGAGCAGGUCCAGCGCAGGCAGCAGGCCGAGCUGAGGAGACUCCAGGAGCGGCUGGACAACACUGAGGCCGAGCUCCUCUCCACCAGGAGCCAGGUGGAGCGUCUGGAGGGGGAGGUGGCGGAGGGUAGGCAGGCCCUGCUGGAUGCGCAGCAGGAGGGGGUGAAGCAGCGCGAGGAGGCCCUCAGGCUGGAGGUGGAGCUGGGCCGCAGCACAGAGGCACAGGACAGCCUGCAGCUCCAGCUGAAGGAGCAGGCGGAUGCGUGCCGUGCCCUGCGGGCUGAGCUGGCCCAGGAGCAGGAGCAGCAGCAGGAGCAGCUGAGCUGGGCACGGGGCAGCCGCAACAGAGAGGCCGCUCUGGAGGCCGACAGGGACCAGCUGAGGACCAGACUCCAGUCUGCCAAGAGCCUGCUGAAGGAGCAGGAGCAGCUGAUUGGCCGACUGAAGAAGGAGCAGGGUGUGUGCCAGACGCAGCUACACAAGCUCCAAAAGGAGCUGGAGAGCAAGGAGACAGACGCCAAGCACAGAGCGGAAGAGGUGUCCUUGUUGCAGGCCUCAGUGAGCCAGCUGAGGCAGGAGCUGGAGCAAUUGCGGGCCAGCGGGCGUCAGGAGGUGGAGGAGGCGUCCGCCACCCAGAGGAGACUCCAGGAGCUGCAGCUACAGCUGACCUCUGCACAGGGCUCCCACAGAGAGAGCAUGUCACUGCUGGCCGAGCGCAGUCGUGAGCUGGCGUCGGUGCGUGGUGAGCUGUGUCGGCUGCAGCAGCGUGUCUCCCAGCAGGCGGAGCAGCGCUCGGUGCGGGAGGAGCGGCAGAGACAGCAGGCCACCGAGCUACAGCGGAGACGCAGCGAGAGCCAGCUCAGCCAGGAGCAGGUGCGUAUGUAUGAGGGGCGUGUGGCGGAGCUGAAUGCCCAGCUCUUGCGGGCGCAGCAGUGGGGGCAGCAGCAGCUGGCAGCGCUGCAGGAGCGGGAGGAGGAGGUGGUGGCACUGAAGGUGGAGGUGGCCUCCGUCAGGGAGAAGUACCACACCACCCUGGCACAGGUGGAGGCAUUGCGCUCUCAGAUGGAGUCCACUGAGCAGAAGUACUUGACUGCUGUAUGUGAGGUGGAGGCACUGCGCCAGUCUCUGGGGGAUGCCCGCUCCGACAGCACCCGCCUGCACCACCACAGCCAGCUGGUCGUCACCAACAUCAACCAGUGGGUGGACGAGCAGAAGCAAGCCAAUGAGAAAAUGUCCCAAAAGAUCAAAGACCAGAGUAAAACAAUCAUCCAUCUGACAGCAGAGAAAGAUCACCUGCAGGAGACUGUUGAGAGCCUUCAUCAGGAGAUCAGAAGGCUGAAAACAGAAGUGGAUGAGAGGAGGAUGGAGAUGCACAGGCUCAAGGCAAAACACGAGUGUGUGGAUGACCUCUCCAGUGCGUUAGGAGCACAUCCACAUCCACUGCAUACAGCAGACCCUUCACACAGCAGUCAGGUCAGCCGGGAGACACUCUCCCCAGCACUCAGCCACAGCUGCAGGGAGAGACAGAGCCCCAGCCCCAGCCAGGGAUCCCUAGAGCAGGAGCAGGAGCCAGAGGUGCACAGGGACAGCAGGGCACACCAGCGCAGUGGAGAGGAGGUCAUCUCUGCAGGGGCCUCUUGUCCAGACGUGGAGAGGGCUGGCGAGCAGUCGGAGGGAGCAGAGCAGGAAGCAGAAAGCCCUCGCCGUCAACCUGACCUGCAGCUAAUGGCUAACGCCCACCACCCUGUGCCCUCUGUGCCCGGGUACACCUUCGCUAUGGCAGUGGCGUGGCGAAUGGGCCAGAGGGCGUUGGAGAGGAGGCCACUGCUGAGACUGCCCCGUGGGGGUCAGGGGCACCUCUGGAGAGGCAGACUCCCAGGCUGCUUAGGGAAUGGACAUCCACUACUCACCCAGGCAGACUAGCCAUGAGCCAAUAUGAAUUAACUGUGAGAAUAAACGUCCUAUAAAUGAUGUGUGUAUACAAGACCGGUUACGCUGUAAACAUCCUAUAAAUGAUGUGUGUAUACAAGAGCAGUUACGCUGUUGUUUUUCGCAUUGAUUUUGGGGAUGUGUACGUAAUUGUGGGACAAAAGUAAUACAUAACACUCUGUCAUCACAGUUUACCUUUGUAGAUUGUGAAGUGUUUGUGUGUCCAUUUGUGUGUGAGAAAGUGUGCAGAUGUUGGUUAAUGUUCUCAUUAGGCAUGGGCCUUCAUUGCAUUUAAAUGAUCAGAUAUGUAUGAGGGUGUUACAGGGAAGUUAUUAAGGUUAUUAAGUUAUAGAAUGCUCAUGUCACAAUAGGGAAAAUAUAUUUAUUGAAUUGGAUCACAACAGUAAUUAUUUUUUAUUCAGAUUUCUUAACAGGGUAUAUUGCCAAUUAUUUUAGGUUAUAAAAAUGUAUGCCUUUUGCAGGAGGGCUUGUGGUCCUUGGAUCGCCUUGUUUUUUUGUAAUCAUUGAUGAUAAUAUACUGUGAGUCUUACAAUAUAAAGCCAUAUUCAUCACUGUAUGUAAAAUGUAUGAAACUGAUUUGGCAGCAUCAGGAUGUAUUCUAUAUUUGGAAAAUUAAAACUUUGAAAAAUGAA